Messenger RNA from Ilex paraguariensis (yerba mate), 1295 nucleotides. NCBI's taxonomy places the organism in Eukaryota, Viridiplantae, Streptophyta, Magnoliopsida, Aquifoliales, Aquifoliaceae. The record is from the annotation of a GenBank genome assembly.
GCAACUAUUACAAUAGAGGCAGACAUCAUCUCUGGUGAUUUCCUUUUAUUUUGUGGUCCCAUGUUUAAGAAUUGGGGCAUUUGUGAUCUUGAUUUCAUGAGAAGCUAUUAAUGUACUUGAGCUGCUCUCACUUUCUCUCAAAGGAUAAGGAUCCUCUCUCUCUCUCUCUCUGGCGCUAGGUGUCUCUCUUGAUAUCUCUAGGGAUGACCAUGGAAGUAAGUGGUGGAACAUUAUCGGACCUGUACCAAAGCUCAAAGAGGCUAUUGCUGAAGACUAGAGAUGGUCUGGAGAGGCUCGAAAGACUCGAAUUCUCGGCAUCCUCGUCCAAUGCGAGCAUCGAUUCUCCGGAGCUUUCCUUUGCCGUCAAGAGGGACAUCGUUCAGAUCCAGUCUCUCUGUGUCGAGAUGGACCGCCUCUGGCGCUCCGUUGCCGCCAAGUCACAGCGCGAUCUUUGGAAAAGGAAAGUGGAACAAGUAGCUGAAGAGGCUGACUCAUUGAAAGAUAGUCUGGAUAAGUACUUCUUGCGGAAUCAAAGACGGGUGCAAGAAGCCCAAGAGAGAGCAGAAUUGCUUGGAAGAGCUAAUGGGGAAUCCUCUCAUAUUUUGAGAAUUUUUGAUGAGGAGGAGCAAGCAAUGCGGUCUGCGCGCAACUCAUCCAGGAUGCUGGAAGAAUCUCUUGCAACUGGAGUGGGCAUCCUCGGCAAGUAUGCCGAGCAAAGAGAUCGCUUGAAGGGAGCUCAACGGAAAGCGUUGGAUGUACUUAAUACUCUGGGGCUGUCAAAUUCUGUAAUGCGGCUUAUUGAGAGGCGGAAUCGUGGUGAUAAAUGGAUUAAAUAUACGGGCAUGGCAUUGACAAUCAUCAUCCUUAUCGUCUUUUGGAGGUGGACCAGGUGAUACUACAUUUCUUUUUGUUUGCUGUCAGUGUCUACUAUGUACCUGGAAGUUUAUUGUGGUUGAAAGAGAUCAUUCUAUCAGAAUUCAUAGAGCAAGUUGUGUCAUUCGGAGAUUUUGUCCAAAGGAUUGACCAAGUAGUGUUUCUUGGAUUCUACUAGAAAAGUGUAGGUAAAAAAGAGAAAAAGGGAUUGGGAAUUGAAAAGGAGGGGGGGAUUAUCUGAGAUGGUUGAGGCGGGUUUAUAUUUUGGCCUUCGAUUUUGAAGUGUGGACCGAUCUAUUUGCAUGGCGAUGGAUUGUCAUCUCGACUUACAGAUUGUUAUUUACUUUCACGUGAAGAUAUAAGUUUUUAUGGUACUGUUGUUCAUGUAUCAAUAAAGCUGUCGAAAACAAGUUAAAUUGUUA